AUGGGUCGUCUAGCUACUAUAUCGACUUGCCAGCUCGAUCAAUGGGCGCUUGACUUUGAUGGCAACCGUGACCGCAUCGUUGAAGCCAUCCGUCAGGCCAAGACAGCCGGAUCAAAAUUGAUACUUACUCCAGAGCUAUGUAUCCCAGGCUAUGGUUUGCUCGAUCACUUCCACGAGCUCGACACCUUCACCCACUCCUGGGAGGUUGUGGCCGAGAUCAUAAGCUCUCAGGAGACUCAGGACAUCAUCAUCGACCUUGGUCUGCCAAUCCGUCACAACGAUGUUCCGCACAACGCUAGAGUACUUGCCUUGAAUGGCAAGAUUCUCGCCAUUCGACCCAAGAUCGACCUCUGCAAUGAUGGCAACUAUAGAGAGAUGCGUUACUUUACUCCAUGGACAAGAUAUCGCGUCGACACCUACACCCUUCCGGACAACAUCCAAGAACUCACUGGACAGACUGAAGUGCCAAUCGGAGAUGUCAUUUUCCAGACCUUAGAUGCUGCUUUUGCUUCCGAACUUUGCGAAGAGCUCUGGACGCCGGAUUCUCCUCACAUACAGUACUCACUCAAUGGCGCGGAGAUCAUUCUCAACUCCAGUGGCUCUCACCACGAACUACGCAAGCUUGAUACGCGCAUCGACUUGAUUACCCACGCUUCCAAGUCAGGCGGUGUCUACAUGUACUCCAAUCAACGUGGAUGUGAUGGCGAUCGUCUCUACUACGACGGUUGUUCUCUGAUCGCGAUCAACGGUCAGAUGGUUGCUCAGGGCAGCCAAUUCUCUCUACGCGAUGUUGAAGUCAUCACAUCUACCGUUGAUCUCGACGACAUCUGGUCUGCGCGUCAGUCUCGAAGCAGAGGAAUGCAAGCGAUGAAGGCAUACGAAUUCAAACGGGUCAAGAUUGAAUUCGCUAUGACCCAAAAGGGAAACUUCAAUCGUGACCUCCAAAUUGCGAAAGCCAUCCAACCCCGCUACCACAAACCUGAAGAAGAGAUCGCUCUUGGCCCUGCUUGCUGGCUCUGGGACUAUCUUCGAAGAUCUGGAGCCUCUGGCUACUUCGUUCCUCUCAGCGGUGGCAUAGACUCGUGUGCUACUGCCACUAUCGUUUUUUCAAUGUGCCGCUUGGUCGUUACAGCCAUCAAGGAAGGCGACGAGCAGGUCAUUCGAGAUGCAACGCGCCUGUGCUCUGGAAAGGACGUCACCCAGAUGUCAGCUCAGGACUUCUGCGGCAAUGUGUUCUCUUCUGCCUUCAUGGGCAUGAAGGAACAAUCCAGCAAGGAGACUCGUAGCCGUGCAGAAAUACUUGCUCAGGCAAUCGGUGCGCAUCAUAUUGACUGCAACAUCGACGAAGUCUUCAAUGCUGUGAGGCACCUCGUUUCAACAACCCUCAGCUUUGAGCCUAGAUUUAAGGUUCAUGGAGGAGAACAUGCAGAGAACAUCGCGCUACAGAACUUCCAGAGCAGAACAAGAAUGAUUCUAUCUUAUGCAUUCGCUCAACUUCUACCAACCAGUCAAGGAGGCAAGGGUGGGCUUCUGGUCUUAGGAUCGGCCAAUGUCGACGAAGCACUUCGUGGAUACCUCACAAAGUAUGACUGUAGUAGCGCAGACAUCAAUCCAAUCGGCGGAAUCAGCAAGACGGACUUGAUUCGUUUCAUAGCAUGGGCGGAACAUGCCUUCGACCUGCCAAUCCUGCAAGAGUUCAUCGAUGCGACACCCACUGCUGAGCUCGAACCCAUCACGAGCGACUACGUACAGUCUGACGAAGUCGACAUGGGUAUGACAUACAAGGAACUCUCGGUCUACGGCUACCUCAGAAAAGUCCGCAAAUUCGGCGUCUACUCGAUGUGGGAGAAGCUCUGCGUCGACUGGAAGGAUCAGCACACUCCCCGAGAGGUCUACAAGAAGGUCCGCGACUUCAUGUAUUACUAUGCUAUCAACAGACACAAGAUGACCACCAUCACCCCAGCCUACUAUGCAGAGCAGUAUGCACCCGACGACAACCGCUUCGAUCUUCGCCCAUUCUUGUACCCACGUUUCGCCUUUGCGCACAGAAAGAUUGAGAAUGAAUUGAAGAUGAUGGAAGCCGGUGAGGCUGGCAGUGCAGGAAAAAACUGA
Aureobasidium subglaciale EXF-2481 is the source of this 2112-nucleotide messenger RNA. RefSeq lists its product as uncharacterized. Gene Ontology annotation, cellular component: cytoplasm. Gene Ontology annotation, biological process: NAD+ biosynthetic process. NCBI's taxonomy places the organism in Eukaryota, Fungi, Ascomycota, Dothideomycetes, Dothideales, Saccotheciaceae. The transcript has a single exon. Gene Ontology annotation, molecular function: NAD+ synthase (glutamine-hydrolyzing) activity; glutaminase activity; ATP binding. The record is from RefSeq and is a predicted model, not a curated record. The coding region runs from base 1 to 2112 and encodes 703 amino acids.